Messenger RNA from Closterium sp. Naga37s-1, 2610 nucleotides. The record is from the annotation of a GenBank genome assembly. Lineage: Eukaryota; Viridiplantae; Streptophyta; Zygnematophyceae; Desmidiales; Closteriaceae.
AUGCCGUCUGCCUCCCCCACGGUGCAGGACUCCCCGCAUGGCAGCUUCAGGCAAGCGGACAUGCGCGGAGCAGGCAUGGGCCGCGGGGGAAACAUGGGGGGCAUGGGGGGAAUGGGGAUGCGCGGGCCAGGCAUGCGGGACAUGGGCAUGCGGGGACCAGGCGCGCGGGAGGGGCCGGGCGUCGUACGCGAUACAGGAAUGAGUGAGCUCGCGCUCCGAUCCAUGGCGAUGCGGGACCCCGGCAUGCGCGACGGGGGGAUGCAUCGCGGCGGGAGAGGCCCCGCGACGUACGGCGGCGCGUACGGCGGCGCAUAUGGCGGAGGCGCGGGUCCGCGGCGGGAAUGGGGCGCGCAGGAGCAGCGGCGGUGGGGGGGCGGUGGGGGGUACGUUUCGGGAAUACCGGCGCCGGGAGUAGCGCCGUACGAUAGUCCCCCCGAGACGACGUAUGUGGAGAUGGAGGACGAUCCGACGGCCCACGACUCGCCGCCGUCGUAUCACAGAGCGGGCGACGUGAACCCGCACAUCGCCAUGCUUAGGCGACGCCGCGCCAUGUACAGCAGCAGCAGAUCGCACUACCUGUCGGCACUUAUUAAGCAGAAUCUGCCCUACAUAGUCAUCGCGGUUCUGCUCAUUCUUCUCCUCGUUCAAAACCGGCGGCAACAACAGCUAGCGACAGUCUCGAAUGGGGGGAAUGGCGCAGCAGGUGGGGCGGGCGCAGGAAGGGGAGCCGCAGGGGCAGGGACUAAGUCGGCAGCGGGAGAGAAAGCGGAAGCAGGGAAGGGGGGCGGGGGGCAAGCGGGGGCGGGGCAAGCUCAGUCAGGGGCAGGAGCAGCGAAAAAUCCAGUGGACCCGCGGGUUCUGCAGCAGCAAGGGGGCGCGCAGCAGCAGCAGCCGCAGCCGCGAGCUGAAGCUGCAGGCGCGGCAGGCGCAGCGGGGGGGGGACUGACGGCGGGGGCAGCGGGAGGGGGACUAACGGCGGGGGCAGCGGGAGGGGGGCGGGCAGGCGCGUCAGGCGGAGGCAUGGCGGCCACAGCAGCGGGAACAGGCGCAGCAAGGGCCGCAGGCGCAGCAGGAGGGGGAGCGGGGACCACUGCAGGGGCGGCGGGAGCAGCAGGGGGGGGAGACGUAGACGCUUCUUCCAGCCAUUUCGACCCGCAAUCCGACCUGAGUGACACGGAGAAGAGGCGCGAACUGGUGAAGGCGAUUCUAGAGGACCCCAACUCGAAGGUGGCGAAGGAGGUGACGCGCAACAACGUGUUUCGCGAGCACAUGCCCACGUUUGGGUUCGUGCAGUUCGCGAGUUACCGCAUGGGCGAGAGCAAGUUCGCCGUGGUGGGCCUGGCGUCCCGCGUGCUCAAGACCUCCCGCGAGCUGGGCAGGUGCCUGUGGAAGGAGAAGCACGGCGGACAUAGGGUCACGGGGCAGCUCGUGGCCUACUACCCUGGCGACGACCACAACAAGCGGUACGAGGCGGUUGUACUGGUGUGUGAACUCGAAGAAUCCACAGCGCAGGACUUUGGCGGCAUCCUGGUGGUGACGGUGGACAAAGAAGACAUCGUCUCCUACAUCGAGGACCAGGGCCAGUUCCCCUCCGCCAACCCCGCCCCGCCCUACCCCCACCGCCUCACCUACUGCUCGCCGCCGCUCGCCACGAAGCUCAUCCCGAUGCGCGUGUACGAGUGGAUAGAGUACCAUCUGCACGUGGGGGUGGACCGGGUCGUGUUGUACGACGCAGGGGCGUUAGAUCCGGAGAUCAUGGGGCUGAUAGAGGGGUUUGUGGAGGGCGGGUACGUGCAGAUCGUGGACAUGCGGCGCGUGGAGCAGUUUGAUAUCUGGGAGUCUGGGCGGCUGCUGGCGAUGAAUGACUGUGUGCACCAGCACGCGUUCACCUCCCAGUGGGUGUUCUUUGCCGAGCUGAGCGAGUACUUUUCGUCGAGGUCUGGAGAGGAUAUGGCGGCGGUGCUGAGUAGGUUUGAAGGGCGCCCGUACGUGUCGUUUGGGAGCAGAUGGUGGUCCCUUGAGAAGUGCGUUCAGGUGGACGGCGCCGGGGGAGGGGUUGGGAUGGGUGCGGGUGCAGGUGCUGAUGCUGCUCGCACUGCUGGCACCACUGGUGCUGGUGCUACUGCUGGUGCUGGUGGUGGCGGUGGCGCUGCUGCUGCUGGUACUGCUGGGACUGCAGGUGCUGCUGGUGGUGGUGGUGCUGCUGCUGCUGGUACUGGUGGUGGUACUGCGGUGGAGCGCAUGCGCUUCCACUGGCCGCAGCUGUUCUGCACCAACAAGGACGAGUACCCGCGUGCCGAGAUGUGCCUCGGCGAAUUCGGCUACCGCCGCGUCGCCGUGGACCCGCGGCAGGUCAUGACGGUCCUCGUGCACCGCACCAGCGUGCCAGAGAUGGGCGGCGACGACUUGGACGCUAGUGAGGCGCGGUUUAACCGGUACCCGCUGCUGACGGAGGAGACGAGGAAAGCGUGCCAAAGGGAGGUGCGGCCGGGGGAGGUGGUGGAGUGGUGGGUGCGGGACGCUGAGGUGGCGGAGAUUGCUGAGAAGGCGAGGAAGAGCCCUAAGGGGCGGCCGCGGGUUGGGUCUGAGUUGGCUUCGGCUCGAAGAUGA